Molecule: messenger RNA, 859 nt
Organism: Medicago truncatula (barrel medic)
Lineage: Eukaryota; Viridiplantae; Streptophyta; Magnoliopsida; Fabales; Fabaceae
Product: thioredoxin M4, chloroplastic
Exons: 2
Coding region: 96-617 (173 amino acids)
Cellular component (GO): cytoplasm
Molecular function (GO): protein-disulfide reductase activity
Source: RefSeq, a predicted model, not a curated record
AAACAAAAACAUUUCAUUUCCCGAUUGUCUCUCUCACUCGGUCACACUUGCAACACAUUUCACACACUUUUCCAGAGCUACGAUUCUCUGCAAUCAUGGCCACCGUACAACUCGAAUCCUUCUCCCUUAUUCGCUCUCCUAUCGUCGCUUCUUCUCGCCGGAGCACUGCCACGUUUCCUCCAUACACCGGCCUCAAGCUCCGACCAGUCUCCGCCACUCGUUUGCGGAGUCAAUCCACCGGUAGAGUUUUUCCUCGCGGCGGAACCGUCGUGUGUGAGGCUCGUGAUACCACAGCUGUUGAAGUGGCUUCUAUUACUGAUGGAAAUUGGCAAUCCCUUGUCAUAGAAUCUGAGACUCCUGUGUUGGUCGAAUUCUGGGCUCCAUGGUGUGGUCCCUGCCGCAUGAUUCAUCCCAUAAUUGAUGAGCUAGCAAAGGAAUAUGCGGGUAAGCUCAAGUGUUACAAACUCAACACUGAUGAAAGUCCUUCAGUUGCUACUCGGUAUGGGAUUCGAAGUAUUCCAACUGUCAUUUUCUUCAAGAACGGUGAAAAGAAAGAUACAGUUAUUGGUGCUGUGCCAAAAGCAACAUUGACCACAAAUAUAGAAAAAUUCCUGUGAGAUGGCAGACAAAGAAGGCUUCAGCUGGAAGUAAAGUUAUUUUUCCCAUUAGCGACAUAUCAUCAAGCCAAUUAUCUCAAGUUUGGAUGAUUUGCUUUCUUAAAUAAUCGUUUAUGGUGUUGUAUAGUUAUGGGAUGCUUCCAUAUUGUGGUUUUUUUUAGAUGAUUAUAGUCACCAAUAUGAUGCCUUUAAAGUUUUCUGCUCUAUUUUAGCAAGUUGAUAUCCAUCUGACAUCGUUGACA